CGCUUGCCUGUUGACAAAUGUGACCGUAGCACAUCAACUGUGUGGAAUUUCGGAUUUCUUUUGGGAAUAAAAUGUAAUUGAACGGAAUUCAGUCGACGAACUGACGCUUCUGUGAAAUCUUCAUGCAGCUGUGGACCCGGCUUAAAGAGACACCAUGCUGAAGUGGUUUUCCGGUGAAGAGGGAGAGCCUGGGUCUGGAGGCCCAGGAUCUCCCCUUAGUGCUGCAGGUGGUGGAGAGCUUGCUGUCGAAGAAAUGGCAGAGCGACUUAGCCAAACGGAGCAGCUCGUUGCUCAUCUGAAGGAAAUGAUACGGGAAAAAGAUGCAGCCCUUCGCACCAAAGACGACCAGCUGAAGGUGGAGAAGGAGGAGUGUGAGGCCAAACUGACAAAGGCGCGUCUCCAGAACAAGGCUAAGGUGACGUCUCUCUCAGCGCAGCUGGAGGAGCUGAAAAAACAGCAAGGAGGUCAAGGCACGCCGAAACACAGCAAGAAGGGGUCAUCAGAAGGAGGUGGAGGAGAGCAAGCUAGUCGUGGCAAGAUUGUCUUGUUAAAGAAGAAAGUCGAGGAACUAGAACAGCAGCUUUCACUAAGAGACAGUGAACUGGAAAACAAGCGGAAGGAAGUAGAGUCACAUCUUCAACGAGGUGAGGAAAUCGACGCUAUGCUGACCGAGAAGGACAGGAAACUGGCAGAGAAGGAGGCCUACAUCGUCCACCUGCAAACAGCAAUUGCAGGAGAUCAGCCCAUCGCACCUGCACUUCAGCAAAAGGUGGCAGAGGACAGUGGAGCAAUGCAGGAGCUUCAGCUGCUGAUUCAGAGUCUGACCAGAAAGGUGGGAGAAGCAGAGGAGCGCUACAGUUUGCUGCAGGAGCAGACAGAAAGCCUCAAGGAGCUGCUGGUCACAGAGAAGGAGCAGUAUGCACAGAAGGAGACCAUGUAUAAACAGAAUAUCCAGACUUUCAAAGACAUCAUCAUACAGAAAGAUAAUCAGCUGGCGGAGAUCGGCCAGAUGCACGAACAGGAGCUCUUCAAGCUGGCAGCAAAGUCUGAUGCCAGUGCAGACUUGGAGCAGCUUUUGAAGGCUCUGAAACAGAAGCUCCAUGAGAAAGAGGAGGUGCUGCUCGGUAAAACCCAGGUCAUUGAUGUUCUCCAGGGAGAAGUGGAUGGCAGGGACCAACAGAUACAGGAGCUCACUGAGCGGCUUCGACGGUUACAGGUCGCACGAGAGAGUUUGGAAUCCAAGAUGGAGGCAGAGAAGCAUGUGAUGCGAGCACAACUUCGUGACCUGAUGGAGAAACAGCAGGCAGAGGCGCAGCGGAUGACCGAACAACAUCAGCUACAGUUGGAACAAACCAAGCAGGAUCUCUUGGUGCAACUGGAGGAGCUGAGGAGAGCCUCAGUUGCAGCGCCACCUGCCUGUCAGGAGACCUCGGGAACUGGAGGUGUGCCUGCUGAUUCAGCCCUCAGCCAGAGAAUUUCUGAGCUGGAAGUCCAUGCAAAGCAGAAAACAGAUGAAGCCAGCAAAUCAGAAUCCAAGUUCCUGAAGAUGAAAGCCUGGUCCAAAUCCCGGAUCAGACAGUUGGAAGACGAAUUGAAGAAAAGCCAGGCUGGAGCGGCGCCCCCAGACCUGACUGACCUGCGUAGUCGCAUCACUUCACUUGAGGAGGAGAGGGAGGAAAAUCUUUGGAAAUUUGAGCAAUAUGAGGAGCUCAAAACAAAGAACGAAAUGCUGGAGGCUAAGCUGGUGGUGUAUGAGGAGCAGCAGAGAACACUGCAAGCGGACCUAGAGCAGUUCACAAAGAGGGCUGCCUCUCAGGCCAGUGAGUCGGGCAGUGCGGACGACACUCAGAGCCAGGUCCUGGAGUGGCAGGAGAUGGUGACUGAGGCUGUCAACGCCAGGGACCGGGCCAAGGAGGAGAAGGCUAAUAUGGCACUUCGUAUCAGCCAAAUGGAGGAAGAGAGAGAGGCACUGGCCACUCAGCAGCAGGAGUUGGAGGAGGAGCUGGCUCAAGCUCGGGGGCUCGGUCAACACAGGGCCAAGAAGCUAACGGCUCCAGCCCAACGAAGCCUGCAGGAGGACUUUGAGUUCGAUGGACAGGUCCCAUUCCAUGACCCACGCAGUAUCUCGGAGAGCACGACCCCGAUGGAGGGAGAGAAUAUGGGAGGUUGGUGGCCCGAGUACAGUUCUCCAGAUACAGAUGGUUUACGGACCGUUGUGGAGGAGCUAGAGCUGGAAAGGAACCAGCUGCAGGAGCAAAUCCUGAGUCUGGAGGAGCGCUGUCAAGAUUUAGAGGACCGGCUGCAGCUGCAGGCGCGCAUUGAGGCACUACAGAACGAGUCGGAGAAACUUCAGAGCCAGCUUGCCAGCGUCCGAAGUCAACAGAGCAGAGAUGCAGAGAAGCAUCAGCUGUUGGUUAGCAGUCUCAAUGAACAGCUCAAAGGGCUGAGUGACACACAAGAAUGCCUGGAGAGUUCCCUCAUUGAGAAGGAGAACACUUUAGCCAAAACAUCAGAGAAACUCGAGCUCAUCAGCAGCCUCAGAGAAUCUCUGAGCGAGAAAGAGAUUCAGUACAGAGAUGUGUCUGACAAGCUCCUUCAGGCUGAUCACGCUCUCGAUAACGUUUCCAAGAAAUUCAGCAGCUCAGAGAAACAGUGCUCCAAGUUGAGAACAGAAGUUUCUGACCUCACGCAGAAGUUGACUGCGCUGAAGGAGAAGACACAAAAACAAGAUGUCACCAUAGAAACUUUACAAACUGAGCUGGAUCAGACAAAUGAGGAGUUGGAUAAAUUAAACUCUGCCCACUUGGAAGAAAGAGCACAACUCAUUCACGACCUUCAAACCUGUGAGCGGGAAAUUGAUAGUCUUAAGGACACGGUGUUGGAAAAAGACAAAGAGAUAUCAGCCCUCUCUGUUAACAUGGCUGAGUAUACAGAGCAGAUCUUGGUGCUAAAGCAGGACGUCAAACUCAAAGAAGAGAGUCUGAUUCAGGUAGAAACAGUUCUUCGGAAAGCUGAGAAGGAGGCCAUGAUUAUCAGAGAUUCACAAAAUUCAGACCAGCAGGCUCUUAACAGCAAAAUCACAGAGGUGGUCGAGAAACUCAAUGACACUGAGGAGGAGUUAGUCAAGGCCAAAGAGAAAGCAGAGUACAAAGAGGCUGAGGUGGAGCAGCUGGUAAAGCAGGUCGAAGAUGAUAAGAAAAUGAUUCAGGAGCUUCGAGGGGAGCUCCAGAAACAGAUGGGGAGUCAUUCUCAUCAUCUACUUGAAUGUGAAACCCACAUCACCUCAUUGAAGGAACAGCUGAUGUUAUCCACUCAGAAGCUGCAGGAGUCAGAACAACUGGUUUUACAGCUCAAUGACAAAAACACCAACAAUGAGAAAUUAGAGCAAGAGCUUCAUGAUAAAGAACAGACGUAUGAAAACGAACUAAAAUCCUUCAAGGAAGAACACAACAAGCUUCUGGCACAGGUGGAAAAAUACAAUAAUGAAACGCAGACAUUGUCCAAACAAUUAGAGGAGCGAACACAGAGUGAGGAACACAUCCACAAAGAGAUGCAAGAGAAAGUUGAAACACUCGAAAAGCAGCUGAGUGCAAAUGAUAAACAUGCCGAGGACGAAAGGCAGAAACUCAACAGUGAAUUGCAAGUGCGAGAUUCCGAAAACCAGAAAUUGAGCAGUGAGCUUAAAAGCAAAGCUGAAAACAUCUCCAAACUCAAGAACCUUUUAAAAAGCACAAAGGCUGAGAAGCAGAGGGUGACUGACGAGCUUAAGUUGCAAAAGCAGGCAGUCAAAGAGCUCAAUGAAAAGGUAUCGUCUGCACUUGAACUCAAUAGCUGCCUAGAGAGUCAGGUACAGUGCCUAACGAAAGAAAAAGAGAGACUUAUAGAAGAAGUGAGUGAAAGUAUACAAAACAAAGAUUCCUUACAAGCCCAAAUAUCCAUGUUGGAAACGCAGCAUUCACAAAAUGAUACAAUUAUCAAAGGGCUUCAAAGAGAUAAUGAGCAACUGACUCUUCAGAUCAAGGAGUUAAAUGGAGUCCUUGAGCAGAGUACACACUCCACCACAGAGGUCCUCUUAGCAAAAACAAAUGAAUGUAGUCGUCUCAAUCAGAUACUAAGAGAGAAGGAGGAUGAGGUGAAGCAGCUGCAGGACCGGGUGCAAAAUUUGAUGUCUGAGGUCGAUCAGAUUAAGCUUGACAGAGCACAGAAGGAACAGGCCACUGUUGAUCUCCACAUGCAAUUAGAGGCUGAACAAAACCAACAAACACAACUCCAGGAAACUGUGUUUAUGCUGCGAGAGCAGGAAAGCAGUCUGGGGUCUGGGUUAAUGGAGAAGGAUGCUAUAUUAAAAGAGAAGCAGGAAGAGUGCCAUGGUUUACAGAAUGAAAUUUCAGCUCAGAAAAAUCUUGUGUCAAAGCUGCAGGCUGAGGCUGAGUCACUUAAAGAAGAGCUCACACAACUCAGACAGCAACUGCAUGAGGGAGAUGAAAUGUUAAAAGAUACAACGCAACAGUGUCAAAAACACAAAGACGAAUUAAAUCAUGUAACCAAGACUGUUGAGGCUCAGAGGGACCAAAUCAGCGUCAUGGAGGAAAACACCAGAAAGCUGAAGUCUGAAGCAGAGCUGUGGCAAGCAGAAUUGUCUCACUCCAACAGCCGCAUCCAGACGCUCAUUGAGGAAAUCCAACAGCAUCGAGCUGCUUGUGAAUCCAGAGAACAGGAGCUAAUUCAGCAAACACAGUUGGCCACAAACCUCGAUUCACAGCUUAAAGUAACUCUUGAACAGAUCUCCGAUCUCAGCAAGAAUAUUAGUACUCUAACAGAAGAUAAUCAGACACUAAAGAAAGAGUUGUCUCAGAACAUUACAUCAGUUUCUGAACUUACCACUGAAAUGAGUUCACUCCAAGAAAGAAAUUCUGGCUUUGAAAUCGAAAUUUCAAAUAGUCAGAAAGAAAUCAGCAGCCUCUUGAGGGAAAAGGAGGAGCUCACUGUUGCAGUAAAGGAAUUAAAACAUAUUCUGAAAGAAAGUGACAAGUUAAACUCUGCAGGUUUAUUCGAGAAAACAAACGAGUGUGCUAAUCUGUCAAAAACAAUAAGGGAGAGAGAAGAACAACUUCAGAGUAUACAGGAACAUGUUGAUGGAUUAAAAAUGCAAAUCAGUCAAUUUAGCAAAUCCUCGGAUGAGAAAGAAGCAGCAUUAUCAGAACAGAGGUUUCAGCUUGAGGCUCAGCAGAAUCAACUGCUACAACUUCAGGAUUCUGUAUCAGCUCUACAGGAACAAAGCUCUGCGCUGAAGUCUGGGCUGAUGGAGAAAGACUUGUUGUUGCAGCAGACAGCAGAGGAAUCUAGAGUUUAUCAGAAUGAAGUUGCGCUACACAAGGAACUCGUAUCACAACUGCAGGAAGAGGUACAAUUCCUAAGACGAGAGUGUUUGGAUGUGAAACAGCAGAUAGAACAGAAAGAACAAACACUAAAUGAAGUGUCUAAAGAGUUUCAGAGCCAAAAAGAUGAGCUGAAUAAACGAAACGAAUCAGUGAUUUCACUCAGCAGUCAGCUUGGUGCCAUGAAUGAGAAUGCAGCAGAGAUGGAGGUUGAAAUGACAAACCUGAAGGAUUCUGUCCAGAAGCUCACUGCAGAGAAGAGUCAGCUGACACAGGAGGACAACCAGAGGAAAGCAGAGAUCGUAGACUUUAAAGACAGCAUUCUGGCCCUAAAUGAGCAGAACACAAGUUUAAAGUCUGAACUUCAGAACAUAGUGACAGAGGUCACAGAACUCAGACAAUUAGUCUCUGAUAAGGAGAUUGAGCUCAAAGCAGCAUAUGCUGAGCUGGAGAAUCUUACUCUGACCUUGAAAGAAAAAGAUGACUCCCUGAACCAAAAGGAGAAUCUGAUACAGCAGCUCAACAGCAACAUCACUGAGCAGGAGGGGCAGCUGAAGCAGAAAGCAGACGACAGUGUUGGUUUGAAUACAAAAGUUUCAGAUCUUGAAGAUUGUGUCUGCAAGCUCAGUGGUCAAGUUGAAAACCUUACUGCAGAGUCCUCCACACUAAAAAACAGGUUGGAGUCAAGGGAAUUGUCAAACCUUGAAUUACAGAGUCAUUCUUCAGCUGCUGUUGAAAGUCUUCAGUCAAAUCUUCAAUCUAAAGAGGCAGAAUGUGAGACCUUGAAAGAACAGAUUUCACACCUUAAAGAAUCUGUCACAAAGCUCAACGGCAGCCUGGAAGCACAGAUGGCUGAUUCAGAAAACCUAAGAAAGGCAUUAAUGGAAAAAGAGGCAGCUCUUCUGCACCAAUCAGAGACUCUUAUGGAUGUUCAGAGAAGAGCAGAUGAGGCUUUGCUCUUCAAGUCACAGUUCAUGGAAAGCACCGAGUUGGUGUCACAGCUGCAGAGUCACAAUAAGCUGUUGUCCACCGAGGCAGAAAAUCUCAGAAAGUCAUCAGAGGAAACGCAUAUUGCAUUCAGUAACCUAAAAGAGAAAUAUGCAGCCAGUUUGGAGGAGCUGCAAGACAUGAGGAGGCAAAUGUCUCACCAGGUUGAUGAGGUUUCCCAACUACAGAGGUUAUUGGAUGAUUUCAGUAUGGAACGUCAGGCAACAACUACAACCAUAGAAACACUAAGAAAUGAGUUAUCUGUAAUCCAUCACAAACUUGAGCAAAGUGGAGAUCUGAACACGAGUCUCACAAAGGAAAAAGAUGAAGCGUUUUCUGCUAAUCAAGCAAGUGUGUCGAUGCUGACCGUUGAGAUAGACAGGCUCAAAUCACAGCACCUUCAAGUUGUUGCACAAAUGGAUGCACUGACAGAAAACCUGGAGCAGAGAGAAAUGGCUCUCCAUGCAAUUAAUAGCCAGUACACAGCCCAGGCCAAACAUGCGUCACAGCUGGUCUCAGAAAUGCAAAAACUAGAGGAGAAAAAUCAGCAACUUAAGAAGGAAUUUGGUUUGUCAAAAGCAGAACAUCAGAACCGUCUUACCUCUGUCUGUAACGAGAACUCACAUUUGCAGGACGAAGUAAGAAAGCUUCUUGCAGAGAAGGAAGAGCUGGAAAGGAAACAUCAACAGUUGUGCAUGUCACAGGGGGAACUGCAGCUUCAAAUGGAGCAGCAGUCCAGCAGCAUGAAGGAAAUGGUGGAGAAAAUGGUGCUGGAGAAGGAGGAGCUUCAAGCAAAGGUUAGUGCCAAAGAUGAAGAACUUUGUCAAUUAACUGAAAGCAUUCAAAAGAUAGAGCAGAUUCUUCAGGACUCUGAGAAAGAGUGGCUGUUAGUUCUGGAUAGAGAAAAACAGGACAAGAAUCUACUUGCAGAACGACUAGAAAGUAUUGAAAACGAAAUGAAAUCUAAAGAUGUUAAAGUUAAUGCUUUGAAACAUGACCUGGACUGUUUGCAGGCAAAACUAGCAGAGGCUCUGUCCGCAGUUCGGCAAGGCUCUGAUCAACUGAGUGUCAAAGAGCUGGAGGCAUCUUCUUCUAGGAUUCAGCUGGAGACAGUGUUGGCAUCUAUUCAGGAAAAAGAUAAGGAGAGCAAUAAUUUGCAAUUAGCCCUAACAACUGUGGAAUACGAUUUAGAAAAACUUUUAGCACAAAAAUUUGGUCCUGACAAAGAGUUGUUCCUGCCGCCAAGAACUUCCUCUGAGAGAUCAGAUGCUUUGAAUGAAAGACAAGCCUCUUUACAGCACAUGAUUCAACAGUUGGAGGACAGACAUCAGUCUGAAGUAGAAGCUUUAAAAAAUGAGUUGAAUAAAACAUGUAAUGAAGGAGGAAAGAGUAAUGAAGAGAAGGGUCAGCAAAUUUCUCUUUUACAAGACACUGUGGAGCAUUUACAGGUACAGCUAAAUGCUGAAACAGAGAAACUGAAUGCAGCUCUUGUCACAUAUUCCUCUCUGCAGAUUGAAUUGCAGGCAAAAGACGAGCAGAUUAACUGUCUGGCCAUUCAGAUUAGUCAGCAGAAGGAGUUACUUGCUGGACUUAGUCAGCAGAUUCGGGACAAAGAUGCAUCCAUUGUCCAAGUCAUGGAAUCUGCUGCAAAUGAAAGAGUAACACUUGGGGAGGAAAAAUUAUCUCUAGUAGCACAAUUGGAAAAUGUGGAGCAAGCACAGACAAGGCUCGAAGAGAUUUGUCAGCAGUUGGAAGACCGCAUUUCUCACUCUCAAAAUGAAAUUGACAGCAUAAAUAAUGAGAAGCUCGAGCUGCUGAAAGAAAAAGACGGGCUUACAGGUGAACUUGCUAAAGUAUCUAAAGAAAAAGAUGUGAUGAAGAAGAAGCUUCAAGCUGCUCUUGUCAUAAGAAAGGAUCUACUAAAAAAACUUGAGGAGUAUGAAAAUCAUAAAGAAGACAGUGUUACUGAGAAAACCCAGAUUGCACUUUUACAGGAUCAGUUACAGGAAAUGAGAAAUGAUGCCCAGGCACUAGCAAAGAUUUAUCAGGAAAAGGUUUCCCUUCUUGAACACACUAUUCUUGAGAAAGAGGGAGAGAUUGUUGGACUCAAAACAGACAGUGAGGAACUUGUUGAACAAUUACAGUCCGAAAAACAACUUUUACAAACCACUCUUAAUCAAAAAGAAGUGUAUUUGUCAGAAAACCUGCAAACAAUCAGUGAGAAAACGUCUCUCAUUGAGCGGCUACAGACCAGUGCUGCGGAGAAGGAAAAAGCAUCUGACCAAGAAAGAAAUGGCUUGACACAGAAAAUAGAAGAGCUGUGUAAUGAAAUCAGGGUCUGUCAAGAUGAGUUAAAGAAUUCUUCCUCCUCUGCUGUUAAUUUAGAAACCGAGCUAGCACAAAUGAAGUCAGAAAAAGCCAUAUUACAGAAAAAGGCCCAGGCUGCUUUGCUUGCUCGCAAGGAAACAAUAAAGAAAGCUCAGGACAGUGAAAGGAAAUUGACUCAAGAACUUGCAGAACUGAAAGACGACUACAAGGCUCUGCUGGAGCAACACUGCCAGCAGACAAAUGAGCUGAAUGCCCUCCAAUUAAAUUUUGAUGAGAGGGUCAGAGAACUAGAGGCUCUGCAGAAAACUUCUUUGUGUCAUCUGGAUGAACUGGGCACUUUAAAACAGCUGGUUUUGGAGCGGGACAAAACUGUUCAGGAUCUGAAGAUGUCGCUGGCCGAGAAAGAGAGACAGUGCCAUUCUCUUCCACAUUUGCAGACGGAGCUAGAGACCGUUAAAUCCCAAGCUGAGAAAAUGUCUCUUAAAAUGGCAAGUAAAGAUGAGGCUCUUGUAGUCAUGGAGCAAAAAACAGAAGCUUUGAAGCUGGAACUUGACACAGUACGGUACGACUUGGAGAAAGCCUUUGCACGUGUACAAAUGGAAGAGAUUGAGAAAUAUAAAUUGACAGUCGAGGCCAAUGAGGUAGAAAGCCAACAGGGGAAGCAUAUUUUAUUUCAGGAAAACCCAGUUUUAGAGACACGGGUAAAUGUGUCCGGGUCCACACUGGAAGACCAACUUCAUGCAAAUGAAGAAAAAUGUCACCACUUAAUGGAGGAAAAUAAGAUUGUAUUGGAGCAACAUAAUCAGAUGAAAGUGGAACUUGAGACAGCACUCGCUUUAGUCUCACAGAAAUCCAUGGAUGUUUUAACAAGUGAAAAAAAAUGUGUAGAAACACAGCAGCAGCUCAGUGAUGACAAAGCUGUUUUGACUAAGAAGCUUGACGAAGCAAAAAUGAGUUACGAUUUGUUAAAACAAGAAACUGAAAGUGCUUUGAAAGUAGUUGAUGAACUCAGAGAGGAGGUGACUGUGCUGAACAUGCAACUGAGGAAGGCAGAGACACUUACUGAACAACUCCAAGAAAAGAUGUCUGAAAACCUUGAAGUGAAACUAAAGGAGAGAGAUGAUGCUUUGUUAGUCUUUGAGGCUAAAUUUGCAGAAAAGGAGGAGCUGAUUGCUGCACUUGAACUGCAGUUAAAGCAGCAAUCAAAACUGCAUGAAACUGCCAUUGAAAAGAUGAGAGUAGAGGUUGAUGACCUUCAGAAAUCUCAGGGAGACACAAACAAGUUGAACGAUCAGGACAGACAAAACAAAGUUACACUCCUAACCAGGAAAUUACAAGCCGCUUUGGUUUCCAGAAAAGACCUCCUGAAGGAAAAUGAAACACUCAAGGAAGAGGUACAAAAGCUUUCAUCAAGACAUCAAACUAAAGAAGAGGAAUAUUUAGACCUGGAAUCAUCUGUUUUGAAGUUGAAACAACAAAAUAUUCAGCUGGAAAGUUCUGUCGCGUUUCUGAACAAGGAGAAACAUGAGCUCAGCACAGAAGUUGAUCACAUCCGUAACGAUAAUCGCAGUCUUGCAGCUGCCUGUGACAGCUUGAAACUAACCAUAGAAAACAUCACCCAGCAGAAACAAGCCUUCUCAUGUCAGCUUGAGUCUCUGAAGGACUCUCAAACUGAGGAUCUAUCCAGGUGGAAGUCGAAGCAUGCCGAUCUUAAACAAGAUUAUGAGUCACUUUUGCAAGCUUAUGAAAAUGUUAGCAGUGAGAUGGAUAAGAUGAGACAGCUUUUGGAGGGCGCAAAAAGAGACCGGCAGGAAGUCCUCCGUAGAGCACACAAACAAGAGACUGAGAUUGAUGUAAUGGAGAAGAAAGCCAGAGAGCUGGAAGAGGAAAAUGAAAGAAUCAAAGAGAAAAUGCGAAAGUUUUCCAAACAGAAACAGCAGAAGAUUGAGGAGUUGGAGGAAGAAAAUCGAAAAAUGAGACUGGAAUUGACUGAGGAUGAAGAAAACGACAAAACAGCAAUGUUGGAGCUGAAGGACAGAAAUAAACAACUGGACGCUGAGAUCUGCCAAGUGAAAGAGUCUUCAGAGGCUCUGAAAGUGAAACUUGAAGUGAUGAUGGCUCAAAACAGCCAGCUGGAAAGAAAUCUGGAAGAAGUAAGCAGUUCAUUAGAAAAAAAGCACACAGAAUCAAAUGCAUACACAAGCAACAUGCAGCUGAAGCUUGACGAAGCCCUCGGUCUCAAUAAUUCACUGACUGCCCAGAUAGAGGCCCAGAAAACAGAACUUGCUGCUCAGUUGGAGAUCAACAACUUGUUACAAAAGGACAAGCAAACUCUGUCGGAAAGAUUUGAAAUGAUACAGAGCGAUCAUGAGCUGCAGAUGGGAAAGACAGAUGAUGUCAUCAAAGAGCUAAGGGACACAAUCGGUCAACACAGCCAAGAGACUAUCAGCAUAAUUGAGAAGGUGAGAAUCUUGGAGGAUGAUAAGUGUCUGUUACAAGAGGAGCUUGAGAAUGUUCAGGAGAUUUCAGACAAAGUUAAGAAUGAAAAUGAGUAUUUGGAGACUGUUAUUCUCAAGAACUCUGAAAGGAUUGACGAACUGACCGAGUCAGUCCGUGAUUUGAAAACUCAAAACACUCAGCUGUCCUCUCAGCUGGCAGCCAGUAAGGAGAGGAGUGAUCAGAUUCGACAAGAAAAAGAAGAGGAGCAACUCAAGCUAGUCAGAGAGUUUGAGGAGAAACUAAAGAUGGUGCAGAGAGGCAACCAGGGCUCCAAGAAUGUAAAGAAAGAAUUGCAAGAGCUGCUCAGAGAAAAGCAUCAGGAGAUAAAUCAUCUCCAGCAAAACUGUAUUAAAUACCAAGAACUGAUUUUAGAUUUAGAGAGGUCUUUGAAAAACUUGCAAUCUGCUCAUGACCACCUGGAGAUAGAACUGCAAAAAGGUUCAGAGAAGAUAAUGGUUUUAGAAGAGAGAAAUAAACAGGUUGAAGCUGAGCUGACAGCACAAAAUAAUCUUCUCCAGGAAGCCACAGAAAAGGUUGUGACUGUUGAGUCUGAGAGAGACCAGCUGGCUCUGGAAAUGCAAAGAAAACAGUCUGAGGACCAGAUCAUGGAAAAAACACAAUCACUGCAAAAUAUUGACGAGAGGCAAAUAAAUUCCUUUGUGGAGAACCAGACUGUGUUAGAGGAACAGAUAAAUAAAUUGAAUGAUUUAAAAGACAAAGAAUGUCAGAAAGUUAAUGAGCUGAGACAACAUAUAGACUCUCAAGAUCUACAGAUAAGUACUCUGAAGAGAGAAGCUGAGACAAAUGAAGCAAAGCUCUCCGCUUUAUCAUCCACUUCUCAAGGGGCAGAGGCUGCAAAACUGUGGAACAGUUUGUACCAAAAUAUCUUAAACGAGAAGGACAACCAGCUCCUAGAACAGGGAUUUGUGAUUAAACGAUUCCUUGAAGAUAUGAGGGUGAAAGAUAAAGAGGUGAAUGAACUACGAGUUACCAAGUCAAGACUGGAGCGGACACUUAACGAAUACUCUGUCGCUGCUGCUGCACAACAGAGGCAGCUGUUUGUGAUGAGCGCUCGCAACGCUGAACUCCUUGAAUCCAUGGACCUCAUGACUGUGCAGGUGAAGGAACUUAGUGCUCAAGUGGAACAAAUAGAACAAGAAAAACGUGAACUCACUUGGCAGCUUACUGAUAAACAGGACAUGAUUUCCCAAAUGCAGCUAAAUCUCCAGCAGGUGGAAAAGAUAAACAGCGACACAGACACUCAGCUGCUCUUUUUACAAACUCAAAAUGGCAAAUGUCAAGCAGACCUUGAGAAACAGGAGGGAAUUUCUUUACAACUUAAGACACUACUUAGGAGCAAAGAUGCUGAGAUCUCCUCUCUGUUAUCUUGUAAAGAUGGACAGAUGUCAGGAUAUCUAGAGCAAGUUCAGGCCAACUAUCGCUCGCAGGUUGCAGUUUAUGAGGAGAGAUUAACAUCUGUAUGCAACCAAAGAGAAAAAACUGACAAAGAAUUGAAAGGAGUUGAAGCAAAGCUGAAAAGUCUGCAAAUUAAAGUAAACCGUUCGGACCAGGAAAAGGAACAACUGGUGGAAAAGAUGGAAUCGUUCAAGAACUCUGUGGUAUCUUUACAGAGCGAACGUGACCGACUCAUGUCAGAACACAGAAUACUUAAAGCAAAGAGUGAGUUGGGGUUAAAGGGCAGAGAGAGCUCUUCCGAAGGGGAAGGUGGUGCUUCCAAAGGCCUUAAACAUGAAAUAAGGAAACUGUUGCAUCAGAUGGAUGAUCUCAAUUCAGAGAACGCUAUGCUCAGGGCUCAGCUUGUUCGCUACAGAGAAGAUUUAAAUCAAGUUUUAUCCCUGAAGGACAAUCAAUUGAAGGUACUGCUGAAGAAGCAGCAGGAUGUGAUUAAAGACCUUGAAAACCAUAAGGCUGUUGCUGAAAAACAGCACAGAGAGUCUCAUCUGGAGCUUCAGAAGGGAGAAGAAGUGAAUGAGUUGUUGAAAGUAGACAUUUCUAAACUUAGAGCUCAGGUUUCAAAACUGGAAGCAGAAAUAUCGGAUCAGAAAAAGUACAAAGCAACGACCGAUGUGGGCAAAGUAAUUAGUGAUUUGCAGGAAGCGGUGGCAGCCAAAGCAGCUGAAUGUAAUGACCUCCAUCAAAAAGUGCUUCUUCAGAAAAACGUAAUUAAUGAAGUCAAUGACAAAAUGCAGCAGGUAGAAAACGAGACGGACAAGAAACUGGCUGAAGCUGAAGAUAAAUACAACGCUGAGCUGGACACAUUUGAGCGUGAGGUGGAUCUGAUGAGGACCGAGCAAGAGAUGGCUGCUCAAAGGGUGGCAGAACUCGCAAAAGACCUUCUCGAAAUGGAGCAACAGUUAACAGAGGCAAAAAAUCUAAAUAAAGAUAUAAAGGCACAGAAUGAGUCUUUGUGCAAAUCCAUGGCUGCUUUGCAGAAUGACCGUGAUCAGCUGAUUGAAGACUUUAAGAUCCUCAGAAAUAGAUACGAUGAAGAACUCCAAGAGAGUCGGGCAGCCUUGAAUAAGGUGGAACGUAACCUGCAGGAUGUCACUUCAGACUUGGCCAUGUUUGCCAAAGAGAGGGACAUCCUUGUUCACAAAUUAACAGCUUUUGAGAGCAAAAAUGCCCACACCGAAUUGAGCAAGCUGCUGGAUGAGCUCUCGAAGGGGUUGUUGGAGAAAGAAAGGGAACUCAAGCAGGUCACCUUGGAAAAUAACACAUACAGCAGGCAGCUGUCCGCGUUUUCCAGAUCCAUGGCCAGCCUCCAAAAUGACCGCGAUCGGCUAAUGGAUGAGUUGGCCGGGACCAGACAAGGGUCGAGUCCCGAGUCCAAGGGAAGUGGCAUCAGUGCCUUGCAGACUGAAACAGAUGGGCAGAAGCUGGAUGAAAAGAUGGUUUACAAAAAAUUACCUGAAGAAAUCACCAGAUCUCGGGAAGUGGAAACUCUGAGGUGUGACACAGAGAGGAAGGACACGCUUCUAGUCAAGCAGGAAUCUUUUGCGGACACGGUGGUGAGUCAGUUGGAGUCAGAGAAGGUUCGACUUCAUGGAGACCUGCAGCGGUGCAUGUAUGAGAUCCAACAAAGAGACCACUACCUCCUGCAACUCAACACCAAGCUACAGCAGGCCGUAGAAGAGAAAGGCGCCUGUGCAGCUCAGAUGAGAGCUGUUGUCCAAACCCUGAGGGACACACAGAACCGCUGCCACUGGCUGGAAACUCAAGUACAAGGCCAAGCUCAGCAGGGGUCAGUGUAUGCUGAGGUUGCACCCGGAGCCCCACAGGAGAGAAGCCGUGAGUCUAUGGUUGUUGAAACGGCUGAAGUCGGUCAGCUCCGUGAUAGGCUGCUGGAGGUGGAGCAGAUUCUGGCCGAUGAGAGAGCAAGGAGAGAGACAGCUGAGGAAGCUUUUCGUCUUGCAGAGGACAGAGUGAAGAGUAUGUCUGGUGCAUCCAGAGUUGACGAACCCGAUUUCAGUAUCGACAUGGAGACGGAGGAGGGAUGGGGUGCUCUGAGUCUCGACCCCAACCAGCCUCUGAUCACACGACAGGUGAAAGGCGGCAUGGUGGCGUGUCGUCGCUGGCUCAGAGGGAGGAGCCUCUACUUCUCCAAGCUGCUGACCAGCCGCACUCGCUCUCGAUACCUGUUCCUGGCCUACUUGCUCACAAUCCAUGUGCUUGUCCUCAUGUGCCUCACUGGCGCACUGUAGUGACGCCACACUGGCCUCAGAACGGUUCAAAUGUGAAGCUGACGUCUGAGCAGGAGAUCGAGAAAAGUCGCUUCUUGGUAUUUGUUCAGGAAAAUUAGCACUGACAGAUUUCACCUGAUUUUCAGUUAAAUUCACUCUUUAUUUUACUUGUUUUUAUAUUGUAUUAAUUGAUUCAGAGGUGACAUUUGAGCUCUGGUUUGUUGAGAUGAAGUAAAUGUAAAAAGUUAAUUGAAACAGAGCCUUAAAGCUUUAAACUCGCUCUCCUAUUAUUAUUAUAAUAAUAAUAAUAAUAAUAACAAUAAUAAUAAUCGGGUCUAUUGCCUACGGUUUUGCUGUCAAUUUCUUUUAUAAAGGAGAAAAAGAGUGAGGCGUACUUUGACUUGAACUUCUCUGUAAAAGGCCGAAGCAGGAGCAGAAAACCAGAACACUAAUGUACAAACGAUGUGUCUUAAAUCCAGCUUCUUCUCCAGCUUGUUGUCCUUCCUUUUAAAUCAAAAAACAAACAAGCAUCUCGUCCGUCGGUAUGUCGGCGCCGGCCGCUGCUUCCCUCUCCUCGACUGCUUUCAUGACUUUGCACACGGUCGUUGAUGCCGAGUUUAAACUAUGCACUGAGCACAGCCACAGGUAGAUUCAUCUCAUAUCCUCAGACCACAUAUCGUCACCUUUACUGUAAAAUGUGGAGCCAAAAGUUUGUGUGUGUGUGUGUGUGUGUGUGUGUGUGUGUGCGUGCGUGUGUGCGUGCGUGCGUGCGUGCUCGCUCACCUUGGCAGGACAAAUAAUGCCUUGUCCCUGUUAAAAAUAUGUCGCUAAAAAGUGAUGAAAACACAAGCUGUAUAUAUUUAAAGGUACAGUUCAGGAAUGUUGAAGUGGGGUUAUAUGAGUUACUUAUGUAUGGUCAGUGUGUUACUUAUAGGUGACUGGGAGAUCAGUGAAGCAUGGCAACAAUCGGGCUUUUCCAACAGGAAAUGGAGGUUUGCAUUGCUUUGUAAAGCAGUGAUUUUGUCUUGGUCUACUGCUGGCUUCCCAACAGCAAGGCGACAUACAUGCUACUAUAUUUCCAUUUGCUUAUCUAGUUUAAGAAAGAAUUACUCACAAGAAACAACCAUGGAAAGAAUUCAGAGAUGGAAUUUCUUUUAUCGCACUGACGAGUAGGUAAAUCUGAAACUAAAAGUGUUGGCAAACCUUUUCUUUCACAAUUGUUUGUCGAGUCACAAUAACAAGCAGAUACAGUUCACUGCAUCAUCGUUUUCAAAGGUCUACGUUUCUGCCUGUUUCGACUACGUAAAAACAGCUGAGAAGUUUUUAAAAAUAAAACAAAGGCAGUGUGGACUAAGGUAGUGUAGACAGCAGGUGGAAUUUGCUACAUUAACCUCACUGUCUAUAAGAAACUGAUAUGACCCCCCACUCAAGAAACUAUCCCUUUAAAUUUGUUCCUCCCCCUGUAUUUAUGUUUUUGCAUCUUCAGCUGUAUCUCUAUGACUUUGUCUGUAUGUAUGUACAGUAUAUUUACAUUUAUUUCCGCUCUGCUUGGCAUACGAUCACUGUACAUUUCUUCUUGAUUGUUGAAAGUUGGAAAAUGCUGUUAGUGAGAGAAAGUUUUCAGUUAACAAGCCAAAAAAAAACCUAUGUAACGAUGUAAACAAAUUAUUUCUGGCUUGUUAAUUGAUCUUUUGAUUGUUGUAAUGAUCUGUACAUAUGGAUGACUGGUGGACAACUGAAUCUAUUUAUGAAAAAAAAAAAAACUACUGAAGAAAUGUUGAAAUGGCAUAUUUUUCUCUUCUGCCUCUAUUUUCAAAGCCUUAUUUUAAAGACAAAGUGAGGCUUCACUUGGUGCAAUAAAAACAAAAAACUGAGCUGUUCCAGGUCACAUUUUAAUAAAGCUGUAUGAAGGUUC
Molecule: messenger RNA, 16808 nt
Organism: Solea solea (common sole)
Lineage: Eukaryota; Metazoa; Chordata; Actinopteri; Pleuronectiformes; Soleidae
Product: golgin subfamily B member 1-like
Exons: 29
Coding region: 155-14914 (4919 amino acids)
Cellular component (GO): Golgi apparatus
Source: RefSeq, a predicted model, not a curated record